AUGGAAAAUACAAGAAGUGAUGGAACAGUUGAAUCAUCUGAGGCUCGAAUGAGUCGUAUGGAACAAAUGCUUGCAGCUUUAAUUGAGGCAAUGACUCAACAACAGCAGAAGUUUCUGAAAAUGAAACUGCCGACUUUCUUAGGUGGUAUUGAGCCGUUAAAAGCAGAGACAUGGUUACUCGAAAUGGAAAAACUAUUUGAAGUAUUCUCUUGUUCUGAGAUUCAGAAAGUCCUUCUGACCACCUAUAAUCUGAAAGAUGAAGGCUGGAGGUGGUGGUUGUUAAUCCAAAAUAGUAAUGGAAAUAUGACGUGGACACAAUUUAAUGUGAUCUUCUACGAUAAAUACUUCCCUCAGUGUUUCUGGGAUCGGAAAGUUUCUGAAUUCCAAGAACUUAAACAAGGCAGGAUGUCCGUGGCUGAGUAUGAGGCCAAAUUUACUGAGUUGGCUCGAUUUACUCCACAUAUGGUGGAUACUGAUUACAAGAAGGCACAAAAAUUUGAAGACGGACUGGAUUUGGAAAUGUUUGGCUGA
Messenger RNA from Camellia sinensis, 531 nucleotides. NCBI's taxonomy places the organism in Eukaryota, Viridiplantae, Streptophyta, Magnoliopsida, Ericales, Theaceae. The record is from RefSeq and is a predicted model, not a curated record.